AGCGGACCGUGGGAGCGAGUGGAAUUGUCUUCUCAAGAGUGGUCUUGCCUUAGAAAGGAGACUGGAGGAGGAAGAAGAAGAGAAGUCAGGAGGAAUGGCUCUUUCCCAAGAACUGUUGACAUUCAGGGAUGUGGCCAUAGAAUUCUCUCAGGAGGAAUGGGAAUUCCUGGACCCUGCUCAGAGGACUUUAUACAGGGAUGUGAUGAUGGAGAACUACAGGAACCUGGUCUCCGUGGGAAUCUCUUUUUCUAACCUGAAUAUUAUCUCCAUCUUGGAGCAAGGGAAAGAACCCUGGACUGUGGAGAGUAAGGUGAAAAUAACAAAAAUCUCAGAUGGGUGGGAAUGUAUCAAGAGUGUGAACACAGAUAUUUCUGCUAGAUUUAUGAUAAAGGAAUUUUUACCAAAAGAGGACAUUGAUAAAGGAGAAUUAUCCAAACCAGUUAAUUCCCACCUUGCCAGUCAUUGGAGAAUUCACACUGGAGAAAAACCCUAUCAGUGUAGUGAAUGUGGUAAGACUUUUAUCAAAUGUUCAGACCUUUGGCGUCAUGAGAGAAUUCACAGUGGAGAGAAACCUUAUAAAUGUAAUUAAUGUGGCAAGGGAUUCACCAAACGUUCCUAUCUUUGGGAUCAUGAGAGAAUUCAUACUGGAGAGAAACCAUACAAAUGUAUUGAAUGUGGCAAGGUCUUUAGACAGUGGUCUACCCUCAGGAUUCACCGAAGGAUUCAUACUGGAGAGAAACCUUAUAAAUGUAAAGAAUGUGGCAAAGCCUUUAAGCAUUCAAGUCUUGUGGAACAUCAGUGAAUUCAUACUGGUGAGAAACCUCAUAAAUGUAAUGAGUGUGGAAAAGCUUUUACUGUACGAUCAAGCCUAACUAAACAUAAGAGAAACCAUACUGGAGAGAAACCUUAUAAAUGUAAUGAAUGUGAUAAAGCCUAUACCCAAUUUGCACAUCUUACUAGACACCAGAAAAUAAUCCACACUGGAGAAAAACCGUAUAAAUGUAAUGUAUGUGGCAAAGCCUUUAGUCAAGAUUCAAACCUUACAAUACAUCAGAGAAUUCAUACUGGAGAAAAACCUUAUAGUUGUAAAGAAUGUGGCAAAGCCUUUAAACAGUAUUCAAGCCUCACUAGACACCAGAAUAUACAUCCUGGAGAAAAACCACAUAAAUGUAAUUAUUGCGGUAAAGCUUUUAUCAAACGUUCACACCUUUGGGGUCAUGAGAGAAUUCAUACUGGAGUGAAGCCAUAG
Carlito syrichta (Philippine tarsier) is the source of this 1249-nucleotide messenger RNA. RefSeq names its product zinc finger protein 480-like. Lineage: Eukaryota; Metazoa; Chordata; Mammalia; Primates; Tarsiidae. The record is from RefSeq and is a predicted model, not a curated record. Gene Ontology annotation, molecular function: RNA polymerase II cis-regulatory region sequence-specific DNA binding; DNA-binding transcription factor activity, RNA polymerase II-specific. Gene Ontology annotation, biological process: regulation of transcription by RNA polymerase II. The transcript has 8 exons.